AUGCCUGAAACAGAGACCGACUCUGUGACACCUGCGCAGCUCUCUUAUCUCGCCAUUUACAACCCAAGUCUAGGCCCCACGGACGAGACAUUGGAGGACCAGAUCCUGUACUACACCUCCAAAUCUAGCGAUCUACAGGAAACAAAUGAUGCGACUGCCGAGGAAGAUGGCAGUAAACCUUCCGAGAACGAUAAGAACGAGAGACUGCGCCAGAUAGGCCUGGCGCAGGGGAUGGUGAACUUUGCUAGUAACUUUUCCUCUGGCAAACCACUCGAGUAUAUCGAAACUGAUAAGGCGCGGGUCGUCGUUCUCGAGCUGGAGAAGGACUGGUGGAUAGUCGCUUCUAUCGACCUUACGCGAUUACCCGUCGAUCCAGCUCAGACCUCUUCGACGGACAAAACAACCUCUCCUUCAUUUCAAUAUUCGUCUAGAGAAAUGGGACCUCCGCAGCUCCUUACCCAGCAAUUGCGCCGCGCACACUCCUUGUUCCUACUGCUUCACGAUUUCUCCAUGGCCGAACUCUACAAUCGUGUUGGAAGGUCCUCGUUCUGUCUGUUCCUUGAGCGGUUCUGGGAAAAGUUCACAUGGAAUUGGGAACUGCUCUUGUCUGGAAAUCCGAUCGUGGAUAUGUAUAACGGCAUCAAACUCGCAGCAGGGGGCGAGCUGGGCAUCGGUGUCGGAGAGGAAGAAUGGGGUAGCGGUGAAAGGGAAGUCCUCGAAGACUUUAUUGCCCGAACAGACGGUCUGCUGGACUUGGUUGUCUCGAGAUUUGGUGAUCUGCCCACGCAGGCUGAGGGGUCAUCACCGGCGCCUGCGGGUGGUAAUGAGAGUGCAUGGCUAGGCUCUGACGCCGAUCCGCGACCCGCUGAUGGCGUAGUCUUUUCCGGCGCCGGCGUCGUGGAUCGACAGUCUCUGGCUCGAGUCUCCCACUGGAUGGAAUGGAUCUACCGAUAUGGCGACGCCGCGUAUGGAAUCGGGCGGGAUCCGAGCUCUCUUCGCCGGCGAAAGCCUCGGCGAAAGCGAGCUCGAGCUCCUGUCACGCCCGAUAGAACGCACACCCCAGGCAUACCUCGACCACUGGUCAUGGCAAUGCCACAGCCACCUCCAAACGCCCGUAAAGAAAAUAGUCUUGAAACAGGGACCGGAAGCUCACCGUCUAGCAAUGAUCAAGAAGCCGACAAACUGGCAUUUGGAACGGACACGGUAAUGAAAUACCUUACUUUGGGAUAUGGUUCUGCAUGGAGCUUCUCGAACAAGUCAGCACCUGUGUCAUCGCCAUCUUCACCACCUUCCGAAAGCUCUCCAGCACAGCCAGGACAGCCCACCACUGAGGAUGGAAAAAAGAGUGAACAUUUAUCGAAGGCAGUCCGCUCUCCGCCGGCUUCGAAAUCCCAACCUGAUGGGUCUCGGGGUGAGACGACAAUCAACGUCCCUGGUCGUUUCGUGCUAGGGCCGCGUGAUGAUCUAGACACAUUGGAUGACAUAGAAGAGGGAAGCCCAGAGCCGGAAGUAGAUGCUGGACGGCCCAGAAGUCGGAUAGUUCAUCGAUCUAUCCACAUUUGCUUAGCAGACUCUCAAGGCGAGAAGGGUACGAAGACGCUCCAAGCAGUCAUCUAUGUGCAUCAACCCUUCAUGUUCACCUUUUUAUUCGACCCAGAUACCCCAGCUCUAUCAUCUCCAGCACUCUACUCCAGCAUCCACCACCAACUGGGGCCCCUUCAAAAGCCUCUUCUAUCAUCAACAUCCCCUACAACAGCCGUGUCUCGCAUGUCCAUAUCCGAAGCGGGCGGCGAUCCAAGCAAACGCUUUUCUACACGUAGCCUACCCGUCUACGACAUAGUAUACGACCCCUCAAAUCUGACCAUCCGCUCCUCAAUCCCCAACAUACCCAGCCUCGGAACUCCAACCCAUCCAAAAGAAACCUCUCAAGUCCCUAGAAGUCCAUCACCUUCCCCAUCUCGAUCAGCAGUUUCACCAUCAAUGUCCCGCGUCGAAAGUAUAGCAAUCCACCAACGCCUCCUCUCCACAUACAUCGACACCCGCCCUCGGCUCCAAGAACUAGAGCGCACCUGCAAAACCAGCCGCGGGUGGUGGAUCGUCUGGGUCCGCAUUCCGGCCACCAACACACCCUCUCACCGAUCACACGCUCUCUCAUCUGCAUCUUCUUCCGCAGCUCUCUCUACCUUAACCGAAGACAAUCAGAUCCCAGGCCUGGCCCUCCCAAUUCCAGAACCAAUUCCCGAAUCGCAAGAAGCAUUCAUCGUCCGCAGAGCGAGCGACUAUGUUUCCUCGUCGGGCCAUGCACGCAUGAGCAGUGGUGCGCGGUUCUUCCGUGAUCUGGGUGGUGCAUCGUCGUCCAAAUUAGCGGUUUCGAGGACUGAUAAUACGCCUUCGAAGUUGGUGGAGGGUUUGGGGAUGGAUGCGAGGCGGUAUAUUGAGGGACUUUUGAGCUUGAAUCGGUGA
Messenger RNA from Penicillium brasilianum, 2463 nucleotides. Lineage: Eukaryota; Fungi; Ascomycota; Eurotiomycetes; Eurotiales; Aspergillaceae. The record is from the annotation of a GenBank genome assembly.